Messenger RNA from Anneissia japonica, 2354 nucleotides. RefSeq names its product hyalin-like. The record is from RefSeq and is a predicted model, not a curated record. NCBI's taxonomy places the organism in Eukaryota, Metazoa, Echinodermata, Crinoidea, Comatulida, Comatulidae. The coding region runs from base 1 to 1926 and encodes 641 amino acids. The transcript has 11 exons.
AUGGCCAGUGUCCCAGGGCCUGCAUUAGUUUCAAGAUACAAGUCUGCUGAUCAGUCUUCAACUGAUAGUCCCAGUAGUGAUUAUUCUGCUGAUUUAGCUGUUGAUGGUUUUUCUAGUACAUGUUCUCAAACAAUGCAACAGCAGAAUCCUUAUUUUUGGUAUGUUGAUUUAGGAGACAUCUACAGUGUUGACUAUGUUCUUAUAAUUCCAGAAAAUGGAAACCAAGCCAGUCUGAUUGACUCAGAGGUGCAUGUUGAAAAUGUAUUGGCAGUUCCUUGGGGUAAUAACAAGUGCGGAUCUACUAUCACCACAUCAACCGUGCUGUCUUCCUUUGGUUUCUACCAGAUAGACUGCAAUCCAUCAAUUAAUGGACGUUAUGUUUUCGUAUAUCGAAGUGGCACUAAUAACAUGAAGCUCACUCUGUGUGAAGUUCAAGUGUAUGGAGCUGUACCUGUUGAACCAGUUGUGAACUGUCCAACUAGUUUUAAUACAGGUACAUCCCCAGGCCAAUCAACAGGAACUGUAACUUGGAAUCCGCCAACAGUAACUGAUGAUAUUGACACUGGCUUGUCAGCUACUUGUACUCCAUCUUCUGGCUCAUCAUUUAAUGUUGGUACCAAUACUAUUACGUGUACUUCAACUGACAGCAGUGGUAAUACUGGUUCCUGCACCUUCACUGUAACCAUCAGAGAUAAUGAACCUCCAAGUGUGACCUGCCCUGAUGAUAUUACAGUUGCAGCUUUAAAUCAAGCUAUAGUGGCCUGGGAUGACCCAGCAGUCAGUGACAAUGUUAAUACUGGUCUGUCUGCUACUUGUACUCCACCUUCUGGUCACUCAUUUAUUGUUGGUUCCAAUUCUGUUACUUGUUCUGCUGCUGAUGCUGCUAAUAAUGUAGGCAGUUGCAUGUUUGUUGUCAAUGUUGAAGUGUUUGUACCUGAAGAGCCAGUUGUGACCUGUACUGGUGGUGUUAGUGUACCUACAUCUCCAGGCCAAUCAACAGGAAUUGGAACUUGGAGUGAUCCAACAGUAACUGAUGAUAUUGACACUGGCUUGGCAGCUACUUGUACUCCACCUUCUGGUUCAUCAUUUCCACUUGGUACCAAUACUGUUACGUGUACCGCAACUGACAGUAAUGGCAAUGUUGGUUCCUGCACAAUUACUGUUUUUGUCCAUGACAAUGAGAGUCCCAAUUUAACAUGUCCUGAUGAUAUUUCCAUGAGUACAUCCUCAAGCCAAGUUACAGUGACCUGGAAUAACCCAACAGUCACUGACAAUGUUGAUACUGAUCUGUCAACUACUUGUACUCCAUCUUCUGGUUCCUUAUUUGUUCUUGGUUCAAAUGAUGUCACUUGUGAUGCUACUGAUGCUGCUGGUAGGACAGGUAGCUGUAUGUUUACAGUUUAUAUCAUUGAAGACACCGUUAAUCCUAGUCUGAUAUGCCCCAGUAACAUUGCCAUGAGUACAUCCUCAAGUCAAGCUACAGUGACCUGGAAUGACCCAACAGUCAGUGACAAUGUUGAUACUGGUUUGUCAGCUACUUGUACUCCACCUUCUGGUUCAUCAUUUACCAUUGGCUCAACUAUUGUUACUUGUUCUGUUACUGAUGUUGCUAAUAAUGAAGACAGUUGCAUGUUUAAUGUCAGUGUUACAGGUUCUUCGGGCCAACCCACUGUGAUAUGCCCUGAUGAUAUAAACCAAUUAGCUACAGUGACCUGGAGUGACCCAGUAGUCCGUGACAAUGUUGAUAGUGGUCUGUCAGCUACUUGUAGUCCAUCUUCUGGUUCAUCAUUUAAUGUUGGUGAAACUGAUGUCACUUGUUCUGCUGUCGAUACUGAUGGCAAUAAAGCCAGCUGUUCUUUUAGUGUUAACAUAACAGGUUCUACUAUUCUCAGAAGAAUAAGAAAAUGGAGCAUUCCACAGGGAUGAACAUGACUGUUUUUGAAGUACCAAAAAAGACAAAUGUGCCGGGUGAUACCGAGUACGAAAUCACCCUGCCAACCAUUGCUGAUGAUGAUGCUACAGCGCCACCUAAGGUGGAAUCACAGAGGAGAGAUAAUUUGGCUUAUGAAGAUCCACACACGUACAUGUCAGUAGAUCCAGCAUAUACUAACCUAAAGAAGUAAUGUGUUUACAGUGGCCAUUAAGUACAGUAUGGCCUAAGGACAAGUAUACUCAAUAUAAUGGUAAUCUGAAACAACUUUGAGAACUGGAUGUUGUACUUUUUGUAAGGCAUUGGCUUACAAUAGUUUGUUGCAUUAUAUAUAUAUAUAUAUAUAUUGAAACAAAAAAUUAUGACAACAAGGCAUUUAUUUUCAAAAGUAUAUAUAUUGUUUGUUUGUUUAUUGGUUUUUUUC